CUUGAGAAUCUCGCCCAGCACAAGCUUUUCGGGGUGGCUUUUCCGAAGAAGCGGCGACAGAUCCCCCGCUCCUUCCUCGGGCCAGAAAACCUUCCCGUCUCCCGAGCGCUCUCCAGACACCUCCGCCACGUUAUCCACGGCCUCUUGCACCAUAGAGGGAAAACAGACCAUGGUGAACCCAGGAAGCAGCUCGCAACCGCCCCCUGUCACCAGUGGCUCCCUCUCAUGGAAAAGAUGCGCAGGCUGCGGGGGAAAGAUUGCUGAUCGCUUCUUGCUCUAUGCCAUGGAUAGCUAUUGGCACAGUCGGUGCCUGAAGUGCUCCUGCUGCCAAGCCCAGCUGGGAGAAAUCGGGACAUCUUGUUACACAAAAAGUGGCAUGAUCCUGUGCAGAAAUGACUAUAUCAGGUUAUUUGGAAAUAGUGGCGCUUGCAGUGCUUGUGGGCAGUCAAUUCCUGCUAGUGAGCUGGUUAUGAGGGCACAAGGAAAUGUCUAUCAUCUUAAGUGCUUUACCUGUUCAACCUGCCGAAACCGCCUGGUCCCUGGAGACAGGUUUCACUACAUCAAUGGCAGUUUAUUCUGUGAACAUGAUAGACCCACAGCUCUCAUCAAUGGCCAUUUGAAUUCACUUCAGAGCAAUCCACUACUGCCAGACCAGAAGGUCUGCUAAAAGAUCAGAGUACUGCAGAAUGCGUGCCUUCAUCUCAAACUUUGUUCAUCACAGAUGGAUCCCAUGUCUCCAGUAGACAAGUCACCUUUGUAGCUAGCAUCAGUGCCAGCUCCAUGCCAUUGCACCUUCUUUACUCUUGAUUGCCCUUCUCACAUUUAUUGGUGUAUUAAAAUGACUGAAAACGAACAUUAAGAACUCCAUGAAUUUGGGCUAAUAGGAGACCGUAGAGAAAAAUGGAGGGGGAAAAAAAAAGAUCCACCGGAGGAGAGAACAACUUUGGGUGGGCAGGGUGGGGACAAAUGACUAAUGAAGCUAAUCCAGAUAAGCUUUUCAAGUCUGCUUUCUACCCUCAUUAACAAUUAGCAGGGCACUGGUGAAAAUUUGUACCCUGUGAUUUACCUUAACAGCAUUCUCUUUGCUCUUUGUAUAAUUUACGUGUUGUAGGAAAUGUUCAAAACUCAAACCUGAGCUAAUGGAAAGAUGGGGCUCUUGUGAUAAUCUUAUCACAAAUACUUUUAUUGUAUCUCUGUAAAAUACAAAUGUAUGUAUGCAUGUAAGUGUGUUUUGUCCUAAUGUUGCUACUUCCCAUGACACAGAAAGAAAAAGGAAAAAAAAUCAAGCUCAUAGCAGCAACUGUAGAAUUUUCAUCUACUCCUAAUUCGCUGAAUGAAGAAGAAAAAUCUUUUAUUUGUGAUAUUUUCAGAGACAUUUGCUCUAGUAUGGUGUAUUUAAAUAAUAAAAAACUUAAAAUGAAA
Pseudonaja textilis is the source of this 1422-nucleotide messenger RNA. It is a transcript of the gene LMO4, whose product is annotated as LIM domain only 4. NCBI's taxonomy places the organism in Eukaryota, Metazoa, Chordata, Lepidosauria, Squamata, Elapidae. The record is from RefSeq and is a predicted model, not a curated record.